UGAGUCUAUUCAAAUAUGUCUGCAGAAGCGUUGAGGUGAGAGUGAGACAAUGGCCAUAAUCCUCUUAGCUCACCUGAGGUAUUAGGUAUUAUGCUGAUCCAUUGUGAAGAUGCUGCGUCCGACUAAACCCACUCAACAUUGCAAACACUUUUGGGCUUUUGUUUCUGCCAGGAAUCUGCUUUCUGCGCUCUGUGGUGGAAAAACCAGGAUGUGAGAUGCGUCGCCAACUCCUGGUGUUAGACUCAGUCGCCCCGUGGUCUGUUCGGGGGAAGCGCUGGACCGUGUUCUCACCAUAAUCAACUUUGAAGAUGUAUUGUGCCAGACGAAAGCGACUGCAGCUGAGCAGGGUUCUGUUCCUCCUCUCCGGAGUCUUCCUCUGCACCCUCUAUCAGCUGACGAUCAGCGCCAGGCUCUACUCUGUUCCACGGAUCGUAGACGACUUUGGAGAUGGUUCUGCUGGAGGACUACUGGAGGAUGAAACGGUGGAGACUCAUGGGUUUGAGGAACUUGGAAAACAAGAUCUGGAGCCUUCAUAUGAGAGCACACCUGAAAGUGCUGUUGUCCUCGUGCCAGAGAGAACCACUGCAGCUCCCGAGUCCACCACCACCACCAACAGGACUACUGUGCGGUGCAUCUUCGUGGCCCCCCAGCCUCCACAGGUGACCCCCUCUCCAGCCCCUGCGCCCCCACACACAAGCCCCACGCCAGCGACUCCUCCAGAAGCUCCUCAUGUUAAAGGAGAGUACCCUGAAGAUAUCUUCUCCAUCGAUGACCGCCGUCGAGGCUGGGUGGUCCUUCACAUCGUGGGGAUGGUCUACAUGUUUGUGUCUUUGGCAAUAGUCUGUGAUGAGUUCUUUGUACCUGCGUUGGGUGUCAUCACACGCAAGCUGGCCAUCUCAGAUGAUGUUGCAGGAGCCACAUUCAUGGCAGCAGGAGGUUCUGCUCCAGAGCUUUUCACCUCCUUGAUCGGGGUGUUCAUCGCCCACAGCAACGUGGGCAUCGGCACAAUCGUCGGCUCUGCCGUCUUCAACAUUUUGUUCGUGAUCGGCAUGUGCGCUUUGUUUUCCCGAGAGGUGCUACAACUCACCUGGUGGCCUUUGUUCCGGGACGUGUCCUUCUACAUCCUGGACCUGAUUCUGCUCAUCAUCUUCUUCCUGGAUAACGUUAUAAUGUGGUGGGAGAGCGUGGUCCUGGUGGCCAGCUACAGCAUGUACGUGGUGUUCAUGAAGUUCAACGUGCAAAUAGAGCACAUCUUCAAAGCUCAGCUACAUAAGCACAAGAACAUCGUCAGGAUCGUCGCCGUGGAUGAACCGGAACACACAGAGGAGGGAGAUGAAGUGGACCAUCCGGCUCCAGAGGACAAGAACCGACUGAAGCUGAAGCCGUCUCUUCAGAGAGGAGGAAGCUCCGCCUCCUUACACAACAGUACGAUGAGAAACACCAUCUUCCAACUGAUGAUCCACACUUUGGAUCCACUGGGGGAGGGUAAAUUCAAGGACAAAGCUCAGACGCUGAACAAUGUGGCUCGACGGGCGACUGAGAGCAAAGACAGUGGGAAGAGUGAUGAACCAGCGAAAGAGCGGGAUGGAGAAGAAACCUCAGAGCAGCAGGAUCAGUCGGAGGACAAGAAGGUACUCCCCAAAAAGCCCAGAAGUCAGUCUUUGAUACCUGUCUAUGAGGACGAACCUGCCGAAGAGGACGAGUCGGAUGACAGCGAUGAAGACAUCAGCGAGGAGUCGAGUGAUGAAUCCACUGAUGAAGAAGAGGAUGAGAAUGAAGAAGAACCCCUCUCUCUGGAAUGGCCCGACUCUCCGCGCAAACAAGUCACCUACCUCUUCCUGCUUCCCAUUGUCUUCCCUCUCUGGCUCACCAUUCCAGAUGUUCGCAAAAAGAAAUCCAGAAAAUUCUUUGUGUUGACUUUCCUGGGCUCCAUCAUUUGGAUCGCAGUCUUCUCCUACCUCAUGGUCUGGUGGGCUCACCAGGUGGGUGAGACGAUUGGAAUCUCCGAGGAGAUCAUGGGGUUGACCAUUCUGGCUGCGGGUACUUCCAUCCCAGAUCUCAUCACCAGUGUGAUUGUGGCACGCAAAGGUCUGGGUGACAUGGCUGUUUCCAGCUCAGUGGGCAGCAACAUCUUCGACAUCACAGUGGGGCUUCCUGUUCCCUGGCUCAUGUUCUCGGGCGUCCACGGUCUGGUUCCCAUCGCAGUCAGCAGCAACGGCCUCUUCUGUGCCAUUGUGCUCCUCUUCCUGAUGCUGCUCUUCGUCAUCAUCUCCAUCGCUUCUUGCAAGUGGAAGAUGAACAAGGUCCUGGGCUUCACCAUGUUCCUGCUCUACUUUAUCUUCCUGGUGCUCAGCGUGAUGCUGGAGGACCGCAUCAUUGUCUGUCCAGUCUCCAUCUGAGCCUGGCGCGAGUGUCUGGACUGCUAGUUGCUGCUAGUUAUAGUGUCACUGACUGUGACCCUCCGUUUCUGGAAAGUUGUGGGACAAUGGAGUUUAGGAACCAGAAGGACAUUUGUUACACAAACAGCAAUACUGGUCAAGUUGGCUGCAGGAUACUACCAACAUAGUUGUUCUUCCUGUAGAGUCCCAGAAGUGUCAGUUUGAAAUGUAAGAAUUAUUGCUGAAAUUGUAAAUGAAAAGAAUGCAGAAAUAUUGAAGGAAAUACAGUUCAAAUGAAACCAGGAAAUGUAUAUUUAAUUAUUAAUAUAUAUAUAUAUAUAUA
Synchiropus splendidus (mandarinfish) is the source of this 2721-nucleotide messenger RNA. Its product is annotated as sodium/potassium/calcium exchanger 1-like. The coding region runs from base 309 to 2399 and encodes 696 amino acids. The record is from RefSeq and is a predicted model, not a curated record. Gene Ontology annotation, molecular function: calcium channel activity; calcium, potassium:sodium antiporter activity. Gene Ontology annotation, cellular component: membrane. NCBI's taxonomy places the organism in Eukaryota, Metazoa, Chordata, Actinopteri, Syngnathiformes, Callionymidae. Gene Ontology annotation, biological process: intracellular calcium ion homeostasis; calcium ion transmembrane transport; long-term synaptic potentiation. The transcript is spliced from 10 exons.